Molecule: messenger RNA, 2997 nt
Organism: Lecanosticta acicola
Lineage: Eukaryota; Fungi; Ascomycota; Dothideomycetes; Mycosphaerellales; Mycosphaerellaceae
Source: the annotation of a GenBank genome assembly
AUGCCCGCGUCGUACAUCUGCUCUGCAUGUCGAGCAGGUCUAUCCCACUCCAGGAUCCGCGCCGCUCGAUGGAUCGCGUAUACUGCCAAGAGAAAGCAGACGACUGCUGCAUAUGGAGCUCCUGAGCAGAGCCUGGGCAAUGGCAACGGCAACGCUCGGAGUAACAGAAGGACGGAAGGAGAGGACAACGGACAUGGCGCGGUCAUAGGACGGUAUUCUGGAAAAGAGCUGAGGCCUGAGCAUCUUUUGAAUCAACUGGACAGGCCAUGGCGGUCGCCGGGAGAUUCGAAGCAGACGACCCGCCCGUAUGAGCCCAGCCAAGCACACCAGCCGUACAAUGGUGGUCAGGCUCGCACGAUACGGGACUACUCGCCCGAAUUGGCCUCCAGAGUGGAUGCGUUUGUCCUUUGCUGCGACCAGGGAGGCUUCGCAGACGCUUGGGCGGAGCUGCGCGAAGCGGCCGCUCUAUGCUCUGAACUUCCGCCUGAAGCAGUCCGCUCUCUGUAUACACGUGGCAAGUUUGUGGGUGCAUUGAGAAACUUCUCACAGACCUACACCAAGCAAUGGCUAGCCUCGCUUGCUGCACAGGUCAAGGAUACCGACCUUCCCCCAUCCUUUUCCCCCUUCCAACUUUACUGCGUCUUGUACGACAUCCAGGCUCGAAUGCUGUUCACUGAAAUACUGUGGCAGCUGGCGAGUGGUAUCGCGGAGCUGCGCUUCUCACGCUCUCCCGACGCAAAUUUGGCCGAGCCGUUAAGAGAGUUGACGGCAAUGUGGAGGGUUUGCUUGGCCGCUCGUCUUGUCAGACAAUCUCGUCGUGACGAACAGCCUGGAGAAGCAUAUCUUUCUGUCCAAUCCAGCUCAUCCCUGCCCACGCACUGGGAUUUCCUCCCUCCUUUGACAAUCUUCGCAACUUGGCGUUCAGAACGGGCGACACAUACGAUGUUUCAAGAGAUGCUCGACAUGCUUGUUCCGGAGACGAAACCGAGCCGUGAAGUUACUCAGAGAGUCGCCGAAAAGACUUCAACAUUGGGCUCUCAAAAGUCUGACUAUACGAGUGCAGCGUUGAUCACUCUAGACUUGCUUCGCGUGGUCGUUGUGCCGCGCCAAGAUGGUUCUUCUGGGUCACUCGCCGAAGCACUAGACUGCGCUCCUCUUGUAUCGCUUUGGGAGGCCAUGCUUGAGAUGGCACCUCCGCCCAGCGUGCCACCCCGUCUUCGGGGAAAAGUGACCGAUAGCCGAAACAUUGCUCUGCAAGAGCAAUACAAAGCUAUGGCCCUUCGUUUAAAUCUCGAAGCCAUCCCAUCGCGGAGCCAGAACCAAACGUCCGUCCUGCCAAGAAGCAACAUGAGGCUCAAUUCAGGUUUCGAGGCCAAUGCUCACGGGCCGCAAACUUCCUCUGAUGCCCGCCAACAGAGUGCAAUGGACGACGACGACCCUGCUGAGCUUCAAGAACACUCUGAGCUCUCUGCAAUCGAACGUUUCACGCUUUUGAAUAAGACUAGGCUGGCGCGCGCAGUGGAGCGAAAGAACAUGUAUUCCGCGGACAAAAUCCGCAGAGAGAUUCUGCUUUUCGCUGCCUCUCAGGAUAACAACAAGACUGCGCUUCCAUUGGAGAUCUACGAACACCUGAUGUACAGUUUUCUGGCUCUCCGGAAUGCUAAAGGUGCUAUGGAAAUCUGGCAAUACAUCCUACAAGUCGGAUAUAAGCCGACGGUCAAGACAUACACUAGUAUGAUGAGAGGGGCGGUAUUUGUUAAAGAUCAAAGUGGGAUGGAAGCGCUCUGGUUGAGAAUGCGCGCGGACGGCAUACAGCCUGAUGAGCACGCAUGGUCCGUCCGGGUGUACGGGAUUCUGAAAGUACGUAAGCGAGUCGAUGAGGGAAUCGAGACUCUUAUGCAGAUGGGCCGGGAAUGGUUUGCGGCUGCGAAAGCUCAAUAUGCUCGCGAGACGGGCAAAGAAAAGAAGCAGCAGGCCGCAUCGAACAAAGAUCUAGCGGCGGAGCUGCUUGCCAGGUAUCCUGGAUCUGUCAACGGAGUUCCUCGACCUAAUCUGGUGGUAAUGAACUCUGCCAUCUCAGCGCUUGCCAGAACGGAUGACAGGCCAAUUUCAAAGGUACUGACAUGGGGGCUCUCGUUUGGGUUGGAGCCUGAUGUCGUGACCUACAAUGCUCUGCUGAACGUAUCCAUGCGACACUACCGCGCGGAAGAAGCGACAAAACUCGUCCGGCGCAUGCAGGAGCGCGGUGUCGCUCCCACCAGCGAGACUUGGACCGUUCUUUUAACGUCCCUUUUCCAGGGCGGCUUCCUCGAAGAUCUUGACCACAUGCAGCAACAAGAAAGGAUUCUAGCGUUCAUCGACUCCUUGAAGGUCGACAAUGCAUCUGCUGCCCCCAUCGACGACAAGGGCUACGCAAUGAUCAUCAACAACCUUCUAAAGCACUACGGAAACCACACCGCCGCAACCGCAAUCCUCAACCACAUGACGCGCGCCGGCCGCGAACCCACCUCACACAUCUACACCAUCCUCAUGACCUCCUACUUCCAACGCCAACCCCACCCCGACUUCGCAGCCAUCGAAGCCCUCUGGUCACAAAUCGCCGCCGGCAACAAAGGCUGGGGCAACAAAGUCGAUAGCAUCUUCUACGACCGCAUGAUCGAAGGGUACGCCCUCCAUCAUCGCAUCGUCGGCAUGCGACCUGCUCUGGAGUUUUUGAAGACCGCGAGGUACGCGGGCCAGAAACCGGGAUGGAAAGCCUUGGAGGCUAUCUCGAGGGCUCUGGCGGAGAGGGGACAGUGGGAUCGGUUGAGGGCUCUGGUGGACGAUGUUCGGACCAGUCUGAGGGAAGCGAGGGGUGGGACGCAGAGCUUUAUGCAGAAUCAUUUCUGGGAUUUUAUUAUUGAGACGGGCAUCCUGAGAGAGGAAGGGAUCACGAGGCCGGAGGAUCUGGAGCGGAUGCCGGGCCCGAGCCCUUUGUUGGCGGUUGAGAAUUCGUGA